Molecule: messenger RNA, 598 nt
Organism: Branchiostoma floridae (Florida lancelet)
Lineage: Eukaryota; Metazoa; Chordata; Leptocardii; Amphioxiformes; Branchiostomatidae
Exons: 3
Coding region: 51-434 (127 amino acids)
Source: RefSeq, a predicted model, not a curated record
UCGCGAACUUGGGCUUUACCAACAUAGACGCUGUGAGCGGGAGUCAGGGCAUGCUGAGCCAGGCCGAGGGGAAGCACAUCUACAACCGACUCAUCUGCGCCUUUGUCGGACCGAACCGUCUGGACAUCGAAGCCGACACCUAUGACGCCAUCGCUUGCAGCGCUGUUUUCGCACCCAACCACCUGAAGGAGGACUGCCUACCUGAGCUCAUACGGGUCGCCAAACCAGCCUCCGUCUCGCCCGCAGGUGGCUAUAUCAUCAUCACGCUCCGUGAGGAGUACCUGUACAUAGUGGAGGAUUACAUUGACAAGCUGGAGCCCGCCAUGGCCCGUCUGCAGGACGAGGGACUCUGGGAACGAGUCAGCCGGGAUGUCUUCAAGAUGUACGAGGUCGAAGACAAAGACGGGAUCACCUUCGUCUUCAAGGUCCUGUAGCGGGCGACAUUUCUGUUCAAAUAUGAUCACCUUCGUCUACAAGCACCUGUAGCGGGCGACAUUUCGGCUCAAAUGUGAUCACCUUCGUCUACAAGGUCCUGUAGCGGGAGACAUUUAGGCUCAAAUGUGACUUGCUAAAAAUAAAAGUUCAAUGAUUAGAUUCA